AUGGAUUUCCAAAAUCGUGUUGGCAGUAAACACAGAGGUGGCGGUAUGGCCAGUUUCUCAGAAUCCAAUGUCGAUCGUCGAGAAAGACUUCGUAAAUUAGCCAUGGAAACGAUCGAUAUCACCAAAGAUCCUUAUUUUAUGAAAAACCAUCUGGGUUCUUAUGAAUGUAAGCUCUGUCUAACACUUCACACAAGCGAAGGCUCCUAUCUGGCACAUACGCAAGGUAAAAAGCAUCAAAACAACUUGGCUCGUCGUGCUGCCAAAGAAGCCAAAGAAAACGGCAUUAUUCAACCACCUGUUGGACCUGCUAAACCCAUGGUCGUGCCUCGUCGCAACUUGAUCAAGAUUGGCCGUCCUGGUUAUCGCGUAACCAAAGUACGUGACCCAGUGACACGCCAACUUGGGUUUCUCUUCCAGAUCCAGUACCCUCAAAUUGCACCCGAUACCAUUCCUCGUCAUCGAUUUAUGGGUGCUUAUGAACAAAAGAUUGAACCACCCAAUAAUGCAUAUCAGUACUUGAUUGUAGCAGCAGAACCUUAUGAAUCAAUUGCGUUCAAGAUUCAGAGUACAAAAGUGGAUGAGACACCAGGCAAGUUUUGGACACAUUGGGAUCAUGAUGCAAAGCAAUUUUCAUUACAAUUCUUUUUCAAGAAUGAGAAGCAAGCCAUGUUUGAAGGGAUGGCGCCUCAUGCUAACACGGCGCCACCUGUCGCUACUGUUUAA
Molecule: messenger RNA, 723 nt
Organism: Gilbertella persicaria
Lineage: Eukaryota; Fungi; Mucoromycota; Mucoromycetes; Mucorales; Choanephoraceae
Exons: 1
Coding region: 1-723 (240 amino acids)
Biological process (GO): spliceosomal complex assembly
Cellular component (GO): catalytic step 2 spliceosome; nucleus; U2-type prespliceosome
Molecular function (GO): zinc ion binding; nucleic acid binding
Source: RefSeq, a predicted model, not a curated record